GCCCACAACUAUAAGUAUAAUUGCUUAUUACUAUCCUUUUCAAUCUAUUUUUAAGCUACUGAUCUCUUUCAGUUUUAAGUUUUUUCAAAUUUGCACAAAAAAUAUGGCUCAAAAUGAACAUCCACAAAAGGCGUUUGGAUGGGCUGCUCGAGACACUUCUGGCCUUCUUGCUCCUUUUAACUUCUCUAGGAGGGCAACUGGUGAUUUAGAUGUAACUUUCAAAGUGUUAUAUUGUGGAAUUUGUCACUCUGAUCUUCACUUUAUUAAGAAUGAAUGGGGGAAUGCCUCCUACCCUGCCGUUCCUGGGCACGAAGUUGUUGGAGUGGUCACAGAAGUUGGGAAAAAAGUGCAAAAAUUCAAAGUAGGAGACAAAAUUGGGGUAGGAUGUAUGGUUGGUUCAUGUCGUUCAUGUAACAAUUGCAACAAAAAUCUUGAAAAUUAUUGUCCAAAGACGAUUUUAACUUAUGGAUCCAAAUACUAUGAUGGUACCAUGACAUAUGGUGGUUACUCUAAUAUCAUGGUGGUUGAUCACCAUUUUGGUGUUCUGAUUCCUGAGACCAUGCCACUCGAUUCCACGGCGCCUCUUUUAUGUGCUGGCAUUACUGUGUAUAGUCCGUUAAAGUUUUUUGGGCUGGCUGAACCUGGGCUUCAUGUGGGCGUUGUUGGGCUUGGUGGGCUUGGUCACAUGGCUGUCAAAUUUGCUAAGGCAUUUGGGGUUCAUGUCACUGUUAUUAGUACCUCUCCUGAUAAGAAGGAUGAAGCUAUUAAUCGUCUUGGGGCUGAUUCUUUUGUGGUCAGUCGCGAUCCUCAACAAAUGGAGGCAGUAGCAGGAACAAUGGAUGGCAUAAUCGACACGGUUUCCGCAUCUCAUCCUCUCUUACCAUUAAUGGCAUUAUUAAAAACUGACGGAAAACUCGUCAUGGUUGGUGCUCCACCUAAACCUCUUGAGUUGCCUGCUUUUUCAGUAAUUUCAGGAAGAAAAAUGGUAGCUGGAAGCGGCAUCGGAGGAAUGAAAGAGACGCAAGAGAUGAUUGAUUUUGCUGCUAAACACGACAUUAAAUCCGACAUUGAGGUGAUUCCGAUGGAUUAUGUUAACACGGCCAUGGAACGCGUACUUAAAGCUGAUGUUAGGUAUCGUUUUGUGAUCGACAUCGGCAAUACAUUGAAAGGUGAAUGAGAGGGUUAAUUCAUUUGACGUACACAAUAUGAUGUUUAACUACAAUGAGUUACUUUCAAGCCUUGUCGGGUUGGAAAUAGGAAAUGUAUGCAAUAAUGGUUGGACAAAAUAGUGUUUCUUCUUGUCAUUAUUACUCAUUAAAUUUGAUUUUCGCAUGAAUAGUUGGUUUCUUAUGUAGUUUGUACUUUUUGUUACAUUAUAAUGAUAAUGAUAUGUAUGUAUAAUAAGAAAAAUGAUAUAAUUAUGAUAAAUGAUUAUGUUGCUUUCAUAUGUUAAAGAUGGCGUUUGAAGGCCGCCUU
This is a messenger RNA of Amaranthus tricolor (Joseph's coat), 1476 nucleotides long. RefSeq names its product probable mannitol dehydrogenase. The coding region runs from base 104 to 1177 and encodes 357 amino acids. Gene Ontology annotation, biological process: lignin biosynthetic process. The transcript has 5 exons. The record is from RefSeq and is a predicted model, not a curated record. Lineage: Eukaryota; Viridiplantae; Streptophyta; Magnoliopsida; Caryophyllales; Amaranthaceae. Gene Ontology annotation, molecular function: cinnamyl-alcohol dehydrogenase activity; zinc ion binding.